Molecule: messenger RNA, 297 nt
Organism: Necator americanus (New World hookworm)
Lineage: Eukaryota; Metazoa; Nematoda; Chromadorea; Rhabditida; Ancylostomatidae
Exons: 1
Coding region: 1-297 (98 amino acids)
Source: RefSeq, a predicted model, not a curated record
AUGGAGUUUGGCAAAGUGCUGGAAGACAGCACCUUUCUGCAAUGUAUGGGAAUUUUUUCCCAUAUAACGGUGCGAGUUCUCCACAACGGUUUACCGCCUCACAGUGAUCUGGAGGUGACACUGGGCGUCGAACUGCGAUGCACAGCGGAGGUUCGUCCUCCGGCAGGGUCUCCCAAGCUGAGAAGGAGUUCGACACAUCAGACAUUCCGACUUCUCGUAAUCGGAAGCCUAGCUAAGAGUAAACCACUGCUAAGAUUCACCACCGUCUUGGCAAAAUGUCGCAAGGUGGUUCCCUGA